AUGAGUCCAUCUUUCACUGCAACAUGUGUUCUUCCGCUGAUGCUGCUACUACUAGUUGUUCAUAUGACAACAGUAGUUGAGUCGUCUAACCCACCUAAAAAGAUAACGGUUCGGAUCACCAACACUUUGGAAGACAACCUGGACCUCACAGUUCGUUGUAAAUCCAAGGAUGACGAUCUCGGCGAGCACCUGCUGCAUCCGGGGGAGACAUAUGAAUUUAGUUUUGGACGAAACUUUUUUCAGGCGAGCACACUAUUCUUCUGCGGAUUUCGAUGGCCUGGGGAUCCCAAACUUCACUAUUUUGACAUCUACUCUCAAAAAAGGGAUGAAUGUAGCAAAUGCUUUUGGACGGUUAAAAAAGUUGGCCCGUGUUUGUAUGGUCAGUGCUUUCUGUGGCAUGACUCAUAA
Molecule: messenger RNA, 408 nt
Organism: Prunus armeniaca (apricot)
Lineage: Eukaryota; Viridiplantae; Streptophyta; Magnoliopsida; Rosales; Rosaceae
Source: the annotation of a GenBank genome assembly